Hymenoscyphus albidus is the source of this 2196-nucleotide messenger RNA. The record is from the annotation of a GenBank genome assembly. NCBI's taxonomy places the organism in Eukaryota, Fungi, Ascomycota, Leotiomycetes, Helotiales, Helotiaceae.
UGGGAAGAAAUCAUUCACGUGACCUGGCGAUGGAUCGCGACUCGGCGAAGUACCAGGAUUCCGACGCGUCAGUUCGCGACAUCAUCGAUUUUAUCAUCCACCCCAUCCAAUGUGAGAAAGCCAGGAAUCCCCAUCAUUGCUUAUCCGACAACCAAGUGUCCAAGAUGCCUGUGUAUGUUUCAAUCCAUUUUCGACGUGAACUCUCUUAUCUGACUGUUGUAGACCUGGUGAGCAGCAUUUGGCUUCAGGCGGGCGAACAGCCAUAACAAACCCAUUUGAAGAAGUGCGACCGCGAAUCUCUGAAUACACCGCCCAAGAAAUUAUUACCCUGCAAACAAGGCUUGAUAAACAACUCGGUCCGGAAUACAUUUCUUCGAGAGCGGGGCCUGGAGGCCAGAAAAUCCACUACUUGGCGGGGGAGAAAUGUAUCCAACUCGCGAAUGAAGUUCUGGGUUUCAAUGGCUGGUCAAGUCAGAUUAGGGACUUGCAGGUUGACUAUGUCGAUGAGAAUCCACAGACUGGAAAGGUUUCCCUGGGGCUGUCCGUUGUCGUUAGGGUCACACUUCGAGAUGGAACAUACCAUGAGGAUUUGGGUUAUGGGCAUAUUGAGAACGCAAAGGGCAAAGCCGCUGCAUUCGAGAAAUCGAAGAAAGAGGCCACCACAGAUGGGCUGAAGCGAGCACUACGUAUGUUUGGAAAUGUGCUGGGCAAUUGCAUCAAGGAUAAGGAUUAUUUGCAAAAGGUUCUAAAGGUCAAAGUACCUGCACCGAAAUGGGAUGUCGACAAUUUACAUCGCCACUCCACAUUUGCUGCUCCGGUUAAGCAGGAAGCUGUGGCUACAAAAGCAAUCGACGAGAAGCCCCACAAUGCAUCCAAUGGAAGCAGCACCAGUAACAAUAGUAGGUCGAGUCCGGAGUUUUACUCAAUGGUUUGACUAACGCCAUUUGUAGCCCCGACCGAUACCUUUGAUGACGAAUUCGGAGGUAUGUACUGCGCAGCCAAUUGUAUGGUUUUUCAUCUGACCUUCCAUAGAUUUUGACGAAGCAGAUUUCAAUGUGGCAGACCCCGAUUCCCACCCUGAUGAAGUCGUGCUUCCGGCGCCAGCGGCUGCCUCGCAUCAUUUUCCCGGACAAAACAAUAACCCAAACAUAAAUGCGAAACCUCAGAACCAAACUCGUCCUCCCCAGAUCAGAUCACAGUCUAUGGCUGCCCCACCAGGCCGUCCGCAGGCUGGAAAUGCUCCAAAUACGAACCCCCAAACACCAAAUGCAGGAUUCAGCAGAUCCACAUCCGGUGCUGGAGCCCAAUCGUUCCGGCCUCCUCAAGAAAAUGGUCCUCAAUCACGGCCCAUUCCCCAAGGCCCCCCUCACCCAGUUGUCAAAAGAGUUUUAAACCAACCAAGUCGCAGCAACGGCAUGGGUUCAGCUCCCGUAUCUCCCGCACGUCCGCCCACUGAUGAUCUGGACUCUGUCGGUCUCCCUCCCCAAGGAGCAGGAUUCUUUUCCGCCCGCGGAGUAGCAGGAGUAAUAGGCAAAAACGGAAAUGGUGAUAACGCAGAUCCCAACGCACCACCACUUCCAAUCCCAGCAAACAUCGCAGCAUUCAAUCCCAACCUGGAAUCGCCCUCCAUACGACGCUCUGAAGGUGUAGACCACAAGUCUUCGAAGCCUCUAGGCAGAGAUGGAAAGCAUAUUCCCUCACCCUCACCAGCUGUAGGUGCGCGAAAUAUCAUCAAUCCCAAGCUGGAUACCACGAGACGGAUUGGGGCACCGGGCAGUCCGAGUCCUAUGGCCAAUAGGAAUAUGUACAAGCCGCCCUCGAAGAGACCUGUUGACUCGAGGGCGCCGCUUGUGGAUUUACCUGCUAAUGGUCAUUUGGGGGGAGGUGAUGUGGGAGGUGAUGCUAAGAGACAGAGAAUGAAUGGUUGAGUAGCUUUGUUGGGGAGGCAAAACAUACAUGGGCGCGAUGCCAGGGAACCUUUUGGGUGUGGCGUUUUUGGGGCUUGUGUGUAUUAUCGAGUUCGAUAUUUGGCGUGCUGGGCGUAUGUGUGCUGGGCUUGUAUGAUGGGAAAUAGAUUACCAGUUUCUUCAAGACUCGCUUUAAGUAGAGUGGCACAAAGGUUGCUAGAUCUCGCUUGGGGGGGUAAGAAGCUACAAGUAAGGUGGAAUACUUUCACAAAUAAAAUUUUCAUUUCAC